This is a messenger RNA of Notothenia coriiceps (black rockcod), 956 nucleotides long. RefSeq names its product ribosomal oxygenase 2 (gene riox2). The record is from RefSeq and is a predicted model, not a curated record. NCBI's taxonomy places the organism in Eukaryota, Metazoa, Chordata, Actinopteri, Perciformes, Nototheniidae. Gene Ontology annotation, molecular function: histone H3K4 demethylase activity; histone H3K36 demethylase activity. The transcript has 6 exons. The coding region runs from base 24 to 956 and encodes 310 amino acids. Gene Ontology annotation, cellular component: nucleolus.
UCACUGAUGAUAUUCUUUGAAUCAUGUUUCAGAUUAAAAUGCCAAAGAGGAGCAAAGAGAAGCCGGUGAAGAGACGGAGCAGCGAGGAGGAGCUGCUCCCUAAACAGAGCAGGGUCGAGCACAGCCCCACCCGCUCCCCCCUGAGCUUCCUCAGCCCCAGCAGCCUGUUUGAGAGCCUCAUCCAGCCCAUGGGGCCGGAGCAGUUCUUCAGCGAGUACUGGGAGAAGAAGCCCCUCCACCUGCAGAGGUCUGACCCCACCACAGCCCCCUACUACCAGUCUCUGUUCCAGCUCUCCGACCUGCAGAGCCUCUGUUCCAACGACCUCGAAUACUACACGGACGUCAACGUGGUUCGCUGCAUCAACGGCAAGAAAAAAGAUCUCAACAAGCAGGGGAAAGUUAAGAGCAGCGUCCUCAACAAGAGCUUUACUCAGAAUAAGGCCACCAUCCAGUUCCACCAGCCGCAGAGGUUCAAGGAUGAGCUGUGGAAGAUUCAGGAGAAGCUGGAGUGUUUCUUCGGAGGCUUGGUGGGAUCAAACGUCUACAUCACACCUCAGGAGUCACAGGGCCUCCCAGCUCACUAUGAUGACGUUGAGGUGUUCAUCCUGCAGCUGGAGGGACAGAAGAACUGGCUCCUCUACAACCCCACCGUUCCUCUGGCAGCAGAGUACUGCGUGGAGUCAGAGGAGAGGAUCGGCAGCCCCUCACAUGAAAUUACACUGAAGGCAGGAGAUCUUCUGUACUUCCCCAGAGGAACCAUCCAUCAGGCCAGCACACCAGCGGGGGGGGGGCACUCCACCCACCUGACCCUCAGCACCUAUCAGAGAAUGUCGUGGGGAGAUCUGCUGCUGGACGUGUUUCCCAGUGUGCUGUCGGACCGCAGCAAGAGGGAAGUCAGCCUGAGAGGAGGGAUGCCCAGAAGAUUCUUACUGGUAAAACUGAUGGGUUUCCGCUAG